UACAUGUUCAUGAUUUUUUUUUAGGGUUGUGAGCUGUGACUGAGUAAUACACACUAAAAUGAAGUCAAGAUACAAAAAAGCUAAAAGAAUUUUGACAUUUUAUUACAACAAUUUUGGUUUUAAACCACCAUAUCUUGUGCUGGUUUGUGGCACGUUUUGCAAACAAGCACUGAUGGAUAAAAUAAACAUUGCUGAGCAGCUCCCAAAGUAUUUAAAUGGUGAAGUCAAGCUACUUACUACAAAGUGUGCUAUAAAAGAAUGUGAAUUAGGAGGGUCACUUUUGUAUGGACCUUUCAAGGUGCUUAGCCAGUUUGAUAUAUAUGAAUGCCCACAUUCAUGGUUCAAAGGUAGUGCUAAAUGCCUGCGGCGUGCUGCCUUGAAACAGAAAAAUCAUUUUAUUGUUGCUACACAGGAUGAAGAACUCGCCGAAAGUCUUAGGGAACAUAAUAUCCCUUUGUUACAUAUUUCACACAACUGUAUAAAUCUUGAAGCCCCAUCAGAUAAUUCAAAAAAGUUUGCCGAGGAAAAGACAACUAAAAAGCUCCUGUUAUCACAAAAACAAGAAGCUACAAUUGCUAAAUUGAAAGAAGAACUUCACAUACCAGAAAAUGAUAGCGACAUUAAAAAGAAGAAAAAGAAAAGAAAAGGUCCAAAUCCAUUGUCUUGUAAAAAGCCCCAAAAGAAGACAGAUAUCCAUGGAGUCUCCAAAGGAGGUGUAGAAAGUAUAAAGAAAAGGAUGGAGAAAAAAGAAAAAAACUACAUUUGCUUAGUCAUGUCAAAAAAGAGAUUUUAUAAACUUUUAAUAAAAGUUUUUUUUUUAAGGUUUUUUUGGUCAUUAUUCUCUACAUGUGAUGUUUAGUUAAAAUGAUAGAUA
Physella acuta is the source of this 874-nucleotide messenger RNA. RefSeq names its product rRNA-processing protein UTP23 homolog. Gene Ontology annotation, cellular component: small-subunit processome. The record is from RefSeq and is a predicted model, not a curated record. NCBI's taxonomy places the organism in Eukaryota, Metazoa, Mollusca, Gastropoda, Physidae.